AUGCGUCUUCUCGUUUUUGCGACUUUAUUCGGAGUCCUUCUCGACGCAGGUAAGGAGCUUUCAGUCAGACACCUGAGCGUCAGUGAGAAAUGUACGAGGUUACAUCGUGCGUAAAAUGGACAAACGGGCGUGCAGCAAAGAAGUUUUUUUAUUAUUCACAUGUUUGGAAUCGAUCGUUUUCAUCUUUUCAUAUGUGCGUAAUUUCUGCUUGAACGUGUUGCACCUGAUUUGGAUUAAAAAAUCAGAGCUGCAGCCGCGUGGAAACUGUUUUUCUCUGCGUAAUCAAAGUCUCCACGCAGGACUCUCAGAUCGUAACGCAGUAAAGUCCCAGUGAUGGUUUUGGAAAUGAAAAAACACGCAGAAUUUGGCGCACUCCGGAACAAUCACAUUGUGGUUUUUUGGUGCAGCUUUUACGCACGUUUGGCGCCGGACUCCUCUGCGCUUUGUUGGCACCGAGGUGUUAAAAUCAAAUCUUCCUUCUGCUUUGUUGUGUUGACUCAGGAGCUGAAGACGCUGUUUUUUUAGCACCAUUUGAGAUUCUGUUUCCUCCUCUGUGACCUUUAUUUAUCAUUCUGUUUCUUUCUGAGGAGGUUUUGGAUAAAAUGUUUGUGCUUUUGCAAACCCCCCUCACCUGAGAACCAGAACUCUUCUUACCUGUUUCCUCUCCAGGGGAAAAAACAAGUAGAUUUAAAGUCUUAUGGUGAACCUGAUCAAGUGUUUGUCAGGUGUUCCUUCUUAUCAGAGUGAUUGAUGGAGGCUCCAGAUAUUUGCUUUCUUUAAAAUAAUUAGUCCCGGGUUCUGAUGUUAGAUGUGGACCUUUAUCUGAUGCGUUGGAUGGUGCUGUCCCAGCUGAGAUUAAUGUCUCCUGCCAAUUCAAUAAUUACAUCGGUAAUGUAUGUCAGCGGGGACAGAUUGCCUGUGUGGGGCAUUUGGGAAGGAAAGGGCAGAAGAGAAGUUUUGAUUAAACGCCUCCAUGAUGAAGACGUCAGGGAGGAAAAUUAAUGAAAGCGGGCGAGUUUGGCAUAUUUCAGGUUUCUGUGCAAAUUCAAACAGACGUUUGUGAUCAGAGAAGAUGAAUAACAUCAUGAGGGGUGUUUUUUUAUCUCCAGAAAACACUAUAAAGCAACGAAAACCUCCUCCUCUCUAAAGGUCAUGCAGCAAAAAUGAUCUAAAACUUUGAUUCUUGCUUGAAAUCAGCACCAAAACCUGCGAUUUACAGAGAGAACUUCAGCCCUGAGUUUUAACAUCUUCUCCAUUUUGCAUCUGAAAGGAGUUUUACAGUCUACAGAGGCCCCCAAGAAGCACUGAGUGUUAUCUUCAUGAGGAGACGAAGUGAGACAAGAAGAACAUCCACCCAGACAGAGCGCAGCACGCCUCCUCUUUCUGCCUGUGUGUGUUGUAAUCGAGCUUCAUCGCCUUAAAUGCACGGGUUAAAGGCGAUUCAAAACAACCACUUUAGUGUUUUUAUCCUGAUACUCUAAAGCUCAUUCUCACCCCGAGUGUGAAAAUCUAUAACCUCUCACGAGACGGCCAAUAAAACAGUCUAAAAACAGCAAAGUCCUGAUUGCAUAUCUGCCUCAUGAGGCCGUGAAACCUCUGGCAAAGUGCAACCAAAGUAAGUCGAAGACAGAAAACGCCAAUGACACCGCCCUCUCACAGUGUCAUUAGUCGCCUUUUUAGCUGCGACGCCGUCAAAGGCACUCUCACAAAGCAAAAUCCAUAAAAGCCCCCGCUGUUUGACUCCAGAGGAAGAUAAAGAAGGUGCAUAAAAGAGGCUCGAAAUGUGUGGAGUAUUUUUCUAAGUGAUAGAAAACACGACGCACAAAAGAGAACACAAGAAUAAAGCAGCCGGUAAGAUCAGAAAACAAGAAAGAAAGAAAGAAAGAAAGAAGAAAGGCCCACGGGGAGGCUGCUUUUACGCCGUUAUUAAAAAGUCCCCUUUUAACAAAACUUUUAGUCGACCUACGACAGAAUCGACCCGGCCUUUUUCUCCCGAUUUGAACUCCGGGCUUAGCCUGUCAGCGCAACGUCAAACACAGCUAGCCUGGGUGACCAAGUGAAUGACGAGAUGAUUAUUCGAAAACAUCUGAAAAAUUGUAAUCUGAAAAAAACAACCAAGGCAUUCCUCAUUUUUGAGGUUCCUGGUUCCUACCAACAAUGCCACAAUUUCAAAAUGCUAUUUCGAGCUAGCAUCAUAACCAAUUUUACGCUUUAAUUUUCAUUAUUUUAGACCCCAGAACAAUAUCGUUAUUUUUUGAGUCUUAGAAGUAAAAUUUUUUUUAAUUUAAGGUCAAACACACCAGAACACCAACUUAGACCCCCCCCCCCCCUCCAGAGAUGAAUGUUGCCGACCGCUUGCUUCUCUAGUUUACCAACUUUAGUAACGACCGCAGGAUAGCAAUACAGAGAGCCACGCCCUCAACCAAAACGCCACUCUACAGUCACAAAUAAUGCUCAGAACAGCACCUAACUUCAUCAACAGCACAUAUAGGGUCACAGACAUAGUACUAGACACCAAACAUCAAGAGACCAAACACAACUCACCUACUCUCUUCCAGCAGCCACUUGUUUGUAGAGUCCAUUACAGACUACAGCGGAGUGCCGCAGCUCAAGGAAGAACAUUUAUUAUCAUUUCUUUAUAAUUUCCUUGAAGUAAGAAUCACCAUAUUAAUAAUUUUUCUCUGCAGACGCGGUAGUUCUUCUGUCUUAGUGUCUCUGUCUGAUUGUAUUUCCAUGAAGAAAUAACUUAAUUUUAUGCCAGAAUAUCCCUUUAAGUGGAUUUUGUAGGUGUUCCCCCCAUUCCAAGUCUGUGCAUCAAGCUAACUUCCUGUUAGCUAUGGCGUCAUAGUCAACAAACAUCCUGUUACGGAAAAAAUAGAACUCUUGCGAUCAGCUGUGGAGUCCGGUGAUCCGCAGCAGAACGUAGCUGCGAUCAGCAUAUACGGCCUUUUCUUAGCCGUUCCGGAUGCGGUGGAAAUUGGGGGUUAGUCAUAUCUCAACCUUGUCAAAUUUGCACGUAUUUCAGAUCCCUGAAGCCACCGAUAUUUUGAACUUCUUUGAAACAGAGGACUCUAUUUCACCUAAAACAUCGUAAAGAAAGCGAACGUUUAUCCCUGAUACUCCUUCAGGGAACUUUGAGAAGAAUAAAAGUACCACAGGCUCAGUUUUCUUGCAGUGUAAGUAAUGUUUGUGUAUUUUGGUGCAGGAGACGCCCUUCAGAUCCAGUGCUACCAGUGUGAGGAGAUGAAGCAGAAUGACUGCUCCACGCCGGAGUACAUCGUCAACUGCACCGUCAACGUCCAGGAUAUGUGUCAGAAGGAGGUGCUGGUCAAACCCGAUGGUGAGGGACGAGUUUGUGUCUGAGAGUGAUCGAUAACUGAAGGUGUGACAGACGGAGCUUUAACACGGCCCUGAGAGCUUAAAGUUUCGGUCGGCGAGAUGAUUAAGACGCCGAGGUUUCAGCAAUCUUCAUGGUCGGACAGUUAGCAUAAAUACUGACGUCUUGACUGAGAGGAUGUGGUAAACAAGCUCUGUGGAAAGAGCAGGUCAUGAAAAUCAUGUUUUUUUUGCAAUCUUGUGUUAUUUACUCGAAGUUAUGUAACCGCAGCAGACGCAAACAACACAUUAAUGUAUCUGCGGUGCUGAACCCCUCGGCGUUUUCCUCUCCUCCCCACCGAGGACGCUCACUGUGUCUUUUUUUAUCUACACCUUAAAAUCCCCCCAAAUAUAUGACUUACUGACCCGGCAGAGAAGGCCGAGCAGGUUAAACCAAUCCCCUGUGAUUUUCACAAUAAUAGACGCUGUUAUCUGUCAUUUCGCUCCUCUGCUCGGCUUCAAAGGCGGAGCAUGGAUUGAUGGACUCCCGGUGAUACGGAGAGCACAGACGGAUCACCACACAGAGUCUCACACCAGCUUCUCCGAGCAGCUCAAAAAUAAACCCACAGAAACAAACCCCGAGGUUUUAAGGAGGCGUUUUUGGUGUCUUGUUGUUGGGCUCUUACCCCGAACACUAUCUCUCCGGACCGGUUUAUUCGGCUCAUUCGUCAAAGCGAGGAGGCUGUUCUUCAGCCUCCACCAGAUUCGAUUAGCUUAGCGCCACGCUACAGGAAAUGAAACAGUUCAGUCUGUGGGGCGCCAAAGUCGCCAUUUGUUAAAGAAGGUUGUGCUGCUUAGAACGGAAACAUGAGACAAGAAGAGCAGGAAGGGGCUGCCUGUCAGUCAUAUAAGCCCCGCCCAUAAUUCUGUAAAUACAUGCAUUCUAUCGAGUUAAGAAAUACUGCCCCCCUGUGGAGCAUGUUGGAAUCUAUUAACUACCUGCACAACAAAAACUGGACGAGUACCACAGUCAGUACGUUUCCAUGACACUCAAAAAAAACAAUUUCUUCCCCAAUUAAAACUGGACAACUGAGGAGCACGUAAACACCUUAGUCCGACUAUAAUCGGAGUUUGAGAACUCCGAUUAUAGUCGGAGAACUCCGAUUAAGACACCCAGAUCGUAGGAGGCCGAAUAUCUUUGUUGAAAGUUUUAUUUCUAAAGGUUCGUUACUUCCGGGACCGUCACCGAGGGGUGUGGUUUUGGGAUGUUUGGCGGCUCAUUUAAAUCUCACCGCUGUAGUCAGACGACGGGUUUGGUAAGCGCUGAUAUUUUUCUGUUGACCGUUUUUCACCGCUUCAUUCAUUCACCCUGUUUUAACCUCAUUUCAUCAUAUCACCUUAUCAGCUGAAGGCAAAUAUUUUGGCCCCGGAUCGGCACCGCUGAAAAGACCCAUAUCGCCCCCUAGUUUUGUGGAGCAGGAGGACACAUUCAUGUCAGUAAUUCGGUUUUCUCCGCUGCAUGUAAACGAGGACAAGGAGAGAAUAGUUUAACAGUUUAACAUGGGAGUGAAUGGGAAUUCCAUGACUUAUGAAGCCGCCCUCCGGUGGACAUUUGGGGUAUUGCAGGUGUAACUUUCAACACUCGAGGUCGCUGCUUUGUUUUCGAUGGUGAGAAGUAGAAAUAUUCGUGUUCUGUGUCGUAUUAUUCGUAAAAUGCUGACUGCAGUAGCGCCUCUGUUUUACUGGACGUUAAGCAUGAAUUCAGCUAGUUUCCGCCUCUGUCUUUUGGUGCGAUAACACGUUAAUUUUGUGUUGUACUUGUGCUUUUAUUAAACACAGAUGCUUCUGACGUUUCCAGUAAGACUGAACGGAAACCUGGUGACAUAUUGCCGAGUUUAGUUUGAUGUUUUUAGGUCGGAUGUACAAACAGAUGAUGAAGGAAAGUGGUCGAAUUUGUUUGUUCUGCAUCCUCGAUCAUAAAUUUCUCUACAUUUCGAGGAUGUGUAAUUAGUUAAAUCUGAUUUUCCUCGUUCAACACGAACUAAAACCACACAAUAAGAAAGGUGCACAAAGAAUCAAACGUGUUCUCCAACAUAUCAUCACAUAAAACAUCCAAACCCGAUAGAGAAACUUCAGCCGGGCUCUCUGGGGCGCAAUAAAAAGUUCAGCGCUGCAGAAUAUGAGUUUUUUCAUACAGGCAACUAAAUUUUUCGUAACAUAUACGACACCAGCAGACAUCAGUUUAUAAGAGCAGACGUGAAGUCAAUACCUUCAUGGUUUUAUGGUGCAAUAAAGCUCUGAGGCAGCGCUGCGACAACAGAGGCAGCUAAACAUCACAUUUUGAAUCAAAGCAAUCUAAUUACAGCGCAGAGAGGAGAGAGAUUUUCUCUCCGUUUGUGGAGAUUAAAAAAAAUACGGCUGCAGAUGAAGCUUCUGUGUCUGGACGAACGUAAAAUGCAGAAAUUGAUUCACUCUUUCUUUUAUGCAGGGAUACAUUAUCGGAAAUCCUGCGCCUCCUCCGGCGCCUGCCUCAUCGCCUCCUCCGGGUACCAGCAGUUCUGCACCGGCAGGCUGAACUCGGUCUGCAUCUCCUGCUGCAACACGCCACUCUGCAACGGGCCCAGGAGGAAGCGCCCGCCCCAGUCUGCAGCCACGUCCGCCCGGCAGCACACGAACAAGUCUCUUCUCCUCUUCGUGACGCUGCUGACGCUCCUCCCUGUGACGUAG
Molecule: messenger RNA, 6042 nt
Organism: Xyrichtys novacula (pearly razorfish)
Lineage: Eukaryota; Metazoa; Chordata; Actinopteri; Labriformes; Labridae
Source: the annotation of a GenBank genome assembly